GCCUCUAUAAAGCUCUCCCCUGCCUCCUUGCUCCUCCAAGAAGAAAGGAGAGCAGCAGAGCAACAGGAAGGACUCUGUCAGAUCGAGCCUUGUUCUCCCUCUCAUCCAAGAACAGCAUCAAACAAGAAACCAGAGAGGUAGAACAGAGCAAGAUGGCCUGAGCCAGGCUAAGCCAAACGCACGCACGCUCCUCCUAGACGCACGCACGCACGUAGAGGACGGACGCGCAGGAAGGACUUGCACUCCGGCGCAUGGGUCUCCUGGACCAGCUGUGGGACGACACGGUGGCCGGGCCGCGCCCGGACUCCGGCCUCGGCAAGCUCCGCAAGUACGCCUCCUUCUCGCCCUCCUCCUCCUCGGUGUCCGCGGCCGCGGCCGCGUCGCCGCCCGCGGAGGGGGCGGCCGGCGCCGUGCCGCCACCCGUGACGCGCAGCAUCAGCAUGCUCCGCCCCUCGGCGCUGUCCGUCGUCACGUCGCCGCGCAGCGAGUCCAGCUCUGGCGCCCCGGACUCGCCCUUCGGCGCAGCGACGACGCCCAAGGGAGAGGGCUGGAAGAAGCUGCGCCGGAAAGGCAGGAUGGCCGCCGACGGCGCCGACGCCCCCGGCACGCCGAGGAGCCCCACCGUCUACGACUGGGUGGUGAUCAGCUCGCUGGACCGGUGAACGACAGCCAACUGAAGGGCGGGUCGGAGCACAAGGGCCAUGUGCAUCCUCUCUCAGAGGUCCUGACGAUGGUGUUUCUGUGUUUUGUAUACGUUAAAAUUACCCCCACCUUCUUGUAAAUCCCCGUGUGAGAUGCUGCUGUUUCUGUAAGCUCUGCUAGUACGCUCCUCAUCAGGUCGUGCGUGUCACCGUGUACAAAGCUGCCCAAGCCUUGAACUUGAAGUGAAAACAGGCAACGCAAGCUCUGAUGACCUGACGGGCCCGCACGUCAGUGAUCCAACCGCGGGGCAGUACUGUGGAGGAGUCCUGUCCAUGUAGCACAGUCCUGGUACCUAUACUGUUGAAGAGAGCUGUAACGUUGUACGAGUAUGAGUGACCGCGCAGCGUCCUUCUGCUUUGUACUUCUGGACGGUGCUGCCUGUGUAAAAGACCUAUAAGAGUAUGUACUCGGUAAUAAUGCGUGUGGUUGGGUGAUAUGGAUAAAUGCAUAUCCGGUCGAACACUUUUUUUUAUUAUGAAACUCGGUCGAACACUUUCGCCAA
This is a messenger RNA of Panicum virgatum (switchgrass), 1204 nucleotides long. Its product is annotated as dormancy-associated protein homolog 3-like. Lineage: Eukaryota; Viridiplantae; Streptophyta; Magnoliopsida; Poales; Poaceae. Bases 252 to 662 code for a protein of 136 amino acids. The transcript is spliced from 3 exons. The record is from RefSeq and is a predicted model, not a curated record.